CCUUCACCUCCACCUCCAGUUUCUCCUUAUGUUAUAUAUACACGAACAACACGCCCAUCAUUCCAUAUAACCUUACAUUCUCAUCCACAUUUCUUUUGUCAAGAAAGGAGGGAGUUACGGUAUGAGUCUAAUUACUGGGCAAUUACUCUUUUGGCAGAUAUGUUAUGCAUGCUCUUGAUGACUUAUGUGUCAAGAAGCAUACUUGCUAACUGCCAAAGGAGAUUUGCCCCGCAAUAUUCUCACCCGUUCCGUUUGAACGAUGAACAAUAUUAUAUUAUUGUGAAGAAGUUAAGUGCUGUCUUCACCUACAUUAUUCAUCUAUUAUGCAUCCAUUCUUCCAUGGAGUCAAAUUCAAGGUAAAAUCUCAUCAUCCGGAAAUGGUCGGAAAAGUCUCUUCAAUUUAGUUUGCAAAAAAAAAAAAAUUGAAUUGGUAUUCAAUGUUUAAUUGUAGUCUAGCCAGGCCAUUCCCAUAUCUCAAACUUAAACUGUGUAGUUAGUGUAAUUAACCUUACCUGAUAAGCUUAAUUGCAAAUUACAAUGACUGACUAUUGUUUGAAUGUCACUGUAUAACUAUACAUAUAUAUAUAAAUAACGAAUGAAUGGAUGAAUAAAGUAUGAAGUGGUAGUGUGUUAUAAUUUUGUGGUGUGAAAGUGUAUGAUGAAGGGCUGACCUUCCGCAGCCGCAGCGAGUAGAGAAUUAAAGAUAAUUCCAUUUAUUCAAAGGGAAAUUCAAUAUUGUAUUUAUUACAAUUUAAAAUUAGUAGCAAUUAGUUCAAUUAAUUAAUUCCCUACUAUUAUUUUUAUCGUGAGACCCAUGCACGUGUCAACUAUAUGUAUUCCUAGAAAAUAUGAACACAAUAAUUUCUAAUUCGAACUCUUUCUUCCUUUUUGCACAAAUAAUACAAUUAAUACAGUUCCCUCGUGAAACAUCCAUCUUUGAUUAUGAUUUCGUUUCUCUUUUUAGUGGCUUUUAAUAAUCCUCUUAAUUAGAAUGAUUGUUUUUCGCAUCUUGUCCGGACUUUUAAAAUAAAUAUUACUCACUUUCAACCUAUGAUUUUCUCGAAUUUUUUUAAUCUACUUUUAGUUGUUUUUUUUUUUUCGUUACUGGUGGAAGCCAAUGUGACAAUCUAAGCAGUGUUAUGGCAGUUAAAAGGAGCAAAAUGCUACGCCCAAGCUCAGAUUAGUCUCACAUGAGAUGAUUGUGAGAUGGAUCAAUCAUGAUAAUUAUCUCCAUUAGUUCAAAGCAUUUGGAGUGAAUGUAGAACAAAAUAAAUAUGUAUAAAAAAUAAUAAUCAUUCAUUAUUUUAGAGGGUAUUUGGAACAUGUAAUGAAAUGGGUUUAUAUUGUAAUGUAGUAGUCCAUGUGUUAGGUUUAUUUUAUAACAUUAAACUUAUUAUGUAUUCUCAUAAUUUUCAAUUCAAUUAUCUUUUUUAUCGUUCUCAUGCUUUACAUUUUUUUAUGUUCAUGUUUCCUUGAUUAUAUUCCAACCUCCUAAAUAACCUAGAAAAGCUUUCAUACAAACUCUACUUAUAUAUCUACAUAUUGUUUCCAAUUAUCAGGUGUUAUGUUAGUUUUUAAAGUUAGGUUGUAAUCUGGUGACAUUAGUGUAAGGGUAUAAUAAAUAGUAGUAAAAGAAAAUUUAUGAUGGGAACAAAGAGCCUAAUAUACAAAAAGAAAGGCAAAUUUGUAGACAUAAUAAUAGAGAGCAUUUAUUUAGCAAUAGAUGGGUUGGGAGUGUGGUUGAAAGUUUGAAUGAUUGAAAUUAAAUAUAAAGAAAGAUUUAGAUUAGACUACAUCACUGCCUACUUCACCUAAUAUUUUUAAUGUCUUUUUAUAUAAACGAGGAGUAAACAAAGUUAAUUCCAAGGCUGCGGUUUUCAAUUUCAGACCUCACUAGUUCACACGCCACACCACACCACAACCACACCACACACGCCUUUUCCUCGUUCACUUUCUUUUCAUUACUCUUUUUUCUGAACCUUACACGUCCCUUAAUGUGCGACCCAAAACACUGAUUAUUUAUUUUUAAUCACAAUCACAUCCAAACUAAAAACGUGCUCUAUCUCUAUGCAACAAGUAAAGCUAUAUCAGGUUUGAUUUCAAGUUUGUUCUUCAAUAUUCCCCCACUCAUGGAAGCAGAGAAGGUCUUGAAUUCCUACGAUUGGGUUUGGUUCCACCGCCAAAUCUUCCAAAAGGAACCAACUUUUACAAUUUUAUCCAAUUCUGAAGACCACCCAGAUGAUGAAGAGGGCUUAAUCUCGAGUUCUGCUUCUCUUUCACCCAAUUCAGUUCUCUCCAGUUCCAACCUCGGAUCUCCAUUCUCAGAAACAACAAACCCCAAAACGACACCCUUCAAAGAAGCAUCGAAACCAGAGAGAUCGAGGAGGAGGAAGUUGGAAAGAAAAAGCCUGUCAGAGCUUGAAUUUGAAGAGGUGAAAGGAUUUAAGGAUUUGGGGUUUGUUUUUACAGAGGAAGAUAGGAAUUCAGAGUUGGCUUCAGUAAUUCCAGGAUUGAAUAGGUUAGGAUCGGAAGAAGAAGAAAAAGAAAAAGAAGAGAAGAGAACUUUGGAUGAUGACGAUGAUGAAGAAUCAAGAGUCUCAAGACCUUAUCUUUCAGAGGUAUGGGAGGUCUUAGCAAUGGAUAGAAGAAGAGAAGAAAUAAUCAAUCCAUUAUUAAAGAAUUGGAAGCUGCCUUCUUUCAACAGUGAAAUUGAUAUGAAACAAAAUCUCAGGUGGUGGGCUCAUACUGUUGCUUCCACUGUUAGAUAACAACAUUCAUUCAUUCUUUCUUUUAUUUUUUGAAAGAUUAAAAUUGAGAUCAAGUAAUUUUGGUUUCAAUGAUGUUAUUCUUUCUACUAAUUUGUGUUUGUGGAUGGGACUUAGCAGUACAGAGGAAUGUAGAUUAUUAGGUGUUACUUCUCAAAUUUUGUACAUGAGUGAGAGAUUUCAUGUAAAACAAUAAAUUGGAAUAUAGAUUGAAAGGCC
This is a messenger RNA of Cucumis melo (muskmelon), 2984 nucleotides long. RefSeq lists its product as uncharacterized. NCBI's taxonomy places the organism in Eukaryota, Viridiplantae, Streptophyta, Magnoliopsida, Cucurbitales, Cucurbitaceae. The coding region runs from base 2130 to 2768 and encodes 212 amino acids. The transcript has 2 exons. The record is from RefSeq and is a predicted model, not a curated record.